GCCCACGGGACCAGCUUUACCCAUUUAUCAUUCAUUCAAAACCUUCGGGCCAAACGGUGUAUUGUGUUUUCUUCGCGUUCACCGGCAGCACGCACGUUGGUCGUCUCUUCAACCGCAUCGGACUCGAUUCAUUUGGCGGCUCGUUCAAGAUGCAAAACAAUUUUGCUUUGUUGUUAUCGACCAGCCUCCUGUUGCUGUUGUCGGCUAACAGAGGGGACAAAUGUUUCGCUCAAGGCGCACCGAUAUCCGAAACUUACGAUAUUCCACAAGGAACAGAGUUUAAAAAUGAAGUUGCGAGGACCAUCGACCAGGAUGUGCAAGAAUUAGAAAAAUUAAAAAUACCUCCAGGCCAGGGCGAGUCGGUGUCGGUGGUCAAGUCGCACGAAUCGUUGUACACAAACAAAAACGGCAAAGAAAAAGCUAUAGCGAAAAUUCAACAACAAGUAAAUAAAAAUGGAGAACUGUUGGCAAAACUAGAACAAAAAGUUUUGUCGCAAAACGACCAAGAAACGGGCGGUCGUCCGGACACCAAAGUCCAAAUGUCCGUCGAUAUACCGAACAAAGGUAUACACAAGCAGACCUCGUAUAAGUCAGACGAAGAACCUCGGAAAUGGGCUACCAAGCGUUUCGGCUACAAGAAAUACUCUGACUACACAACAUCUUUGGACCCGGAAGCGUCCCCCGAGGAAAUGGCCGCAUAUAUUUUCUUCACCAAGGACGACAAGUCAGUCACGCAAGCCAUCGAGAAACUCAUUCAAGACGGAAGGUUGGACCGAGAAGCGGCCUUAGCCUAUUUGGGAUUGAUUGACAAAGAAUUGUUCCGAUUAGACGCCCGGUAUCCGUUGGACUUUAACAGGGACAAUGUUGAAAGACCGAUCGCGUACCACAAAAAUUACGAUUCGACCGACUUCAACGACAUCGUGGACGGGACUUCGGCCGAACUCAAAGAAAUGCAACAGAUACUCAGAGAGAAAUUCGCUAAGCGCGACAAAGUAGUUUACGAAGAAGACGAGGAUUCCAUGCGGCUCGACCGUUUCAGAAAAGUGUUGGAAGACAAAAUGCACCUGACCGAUUCUCAAUACCAACAACUGCUGGAAACGCUGUCGUCGGCCGAUUUCGCGUACGCCCAAAACAUGAUGGACGAGAUUAUCUAUCAGCUGGCCAAAGUCAUGUUCAAUCAAGCCCUCUAUAUAGGUGGAUCGGAAGCACAAGAGUCUUUGCAAAAAUUCACCGACUUUUUGGAGACGGAAGCGAGUCGAGGACGAAUAUCCAGAGUGCUGGAAAAGAAAAUACUGGAACUACUAAUAAUGUCGUUGUCGGAUACGUUGAACGAGCACCCGGAAUUGAUGGAUGCCGCCAAACAAGGAUUCAGUAAAUACUUGGACGCUUACCCGAAUCUCAACGCCAACGAGGUACAAAAGAAGAACGAGCCGAAAGUUCGAAGGAAUACUGCACUGGGCGACGGCAAGGAAAAACCGAAGAAAAACGACACUGGAUCGGUUAAACGAUCAGUCAAGACGUCCGGCAUCGAAGACGGCGAUAACGCGAAAUAUUAAAAAAAAAACCGACAACAUUUCAGAAUAUACAUAAGUGUUUUGGACUUGUUCAACAAGUCUACACGCUUAUAAUAUCAGAAACCGACGAAUUCCUUUAAUCCUCCCCUUACACCGAACCUCCUGUUGAUCCCGAACCUCCUCUUUUUCUCCUUCGCCGUUCCCCAUUUAACGAUAAUAUUACUAUUAUUAUAAACUAUACAAUAUAUUUUUAUGUGCAAGACGAGAUAUUAUAUAUGAUUGGAGCGUGCUAUUGAUUUGUGAUAAUACGAUAUAUACCAUAAAGUUUUUUAAUUAUAAUAUACAUUAUACUAUAUCCUGUACACGAUUUAUUAAAAUAGACGUAUUACUGUUUAGAUAUAACCUAGAAGUUGUAACUUAUGACAUACGGUAGAAACUAUAUCCUUUGAUUCCCUAUAUUGUGUAUAAAAUAUAUUUAGAAUUGGUUUGAAUAUACGUUUAGCACGAUGGAAAUAUGAUGUAAAUUGUUGUUGAACAGUAAAAAAAUAUAUUCUUGGCCUGACCGUGGUAAAUUAUAUAUAACUUCUAGAAGUCAUUUAACUUUUUUUUUUUCGUAAUUGAAUUCAACAACAUACUUUCCUUACAGCGUAAACUGAGCACAAUCACUGAGGUUGCAUAUUAUUGUAUACCUAACUUGAACUAAUAACUAAAAUUUUCACGGAACAAGUAUUAUAUUAAAUUUAUUAUAAUAAUAUACUUAACAUGUUUACAUCUGGUCAAUUUAUUUUGCCCGACUAUUGUAUACUACUUAAGUGUUUCAUGUACUAUAAUAUAUAUCGUGUUAAUGUUGAAUACCCUGUACUUGUGUUUAAACGGAAAUGUGCAAAUCAUUUUUAACUUUUAAUAAAUAAAUAAUAACGAUUUGUACGAUUCUAAUAACAUUCUCUUGUCUUAACUUGAGAUUGCGUUUCUUUGGCAAAUGAAUGUCUAUGAUCACCCGGCCUCAGUCUGAAAGAGUUUGUAACCCAACACUAUUUAUAAAAAGCUAAAAACUUACUUUUUUUUUUUUAAUAUCUAUACACAGUACUAUGUCAAAAUUAUAUGGUGAUUAUUUUCUGUCGAUGACUCUCGUGUAAUCGUUGUAUCUAUUAACCUUUAUUAGAUUUGUAUCUUGUAUUGUUGUACUUACAUAGGAAUAAAAAUAAUAUAAUUUUUUUUUUUUGUUAAAUGACAUUUGAAUAAAAGCUUCAACUAA
Messenger RNA from Adelges cooleyi (spruce gall adelgid), 2769 nucleotides. RefSeq lists its product as uncharacterized. The record is from RefSeq and is a predicted model, not a curated record. The transcript has 13 exons. NCBI's taxonomy places the organism in Eukaryota, Metazoa, Arthropoda, Insecta, Hemiptera, Adelgidae. The coding region runs from base 150 to 1556 and encodes 468 amino acids.